GUAAUUCACGGUCUAUUAUGUUUUGCUUCCUGGCCUGACAGCUGUCACUGUACGACGAGGUCAAGGGGAAAGAAGCAUGGCUGCCUUGAUUAGGGGGUCUCGCAAUUUAUUGCCGAGGUGGAAUAAACAUGUCGCCCCUACGUUCGGGCCGAGCCGGUCGAUGGCCUCCAAGACGCCGGUGGGCUUCAUCGGCCUGGGUAACAUGGGCAGACCCAUGGCCAAGAACCUCCUGAGAAAUGGCUACCCUGUCAUCGCCACCGACGUCUUCCCAGAGUCCCGCAAGGAGCUGCAAGACCUGGGAGCACAGGUGUUUGACACCCCGGCGGAUGUGGCGGAGAAGGCGGACCGCAUCCUGACCAUGUUGCCCUCCAGCCCCAAUGUCAUCGAGGUGUACACCGGAGCCAACGGCAUCCUGAAGAAGGUGAAGAAGGGAACGCUGCUGAUCGACUCGUCCACCAUCGACCCCGCCGUGUCCAGGGAGAUGGCCGUCGCUGCAGAGAAGAUGGGCGCUGUGUUCAUGGACGCUCCCGUGUCUGGAGGUGUAGGGGCGGCCAGCCUGGCCAAGCUGACCUUUAUGGUUGGCGGGCCGAAGGAGGAGUACCAGGCGGCCCAGGAGCUCCUCACCUGCAUGGGAGCCAACGUCGUCUACUGUGGUGCGGUCGGCACUGGACAGGCAGCCAAGAUCUGCAAUAACAUGCUUCUGGCCAUCGGAAUGAUCGGCACGGCGGAGACCAUGAACCUGGGCAUCAGGUACGCCAGGCGCUCUCUGACCUCCAGGGAGGAGCAUAGUGCUGUCACUCAGCCGGGCCGGUCGGACACACUGUCUGAAUGGCGGAUUCUGUCAGAUGUUUGCUUCGUCAUCCUUAACUUGAUCGCUCGGUUCAGAUGUAGAGGUCAUUUUACUUUUUUAUUGGCGCAAAAAGUAGGUACACAACCUCUUCCAUUGUGCCCUAUUUGUUUUUGAAGCCAAAACAAACCUGUCCAUACAAAUCUCAAGUGUCAUUGUGUAGCAGAGGACCAUGCGGGACGUCUUGAUGUUGAAGGCUAGUCAGACACUAACCUGAGGGCAUUACAAGAGGGUCCAGUGAGUAACAGCUCUUAAACAAAGACAGAUAGGUCGGUGUCCAGUGCUGAGUCCACUCCCAAAUCACUGCCUAGAACUGUAGCAAGCUCUUUCAGAGAAAUGGUUUAGUAGCUGCUAGACUCCCUUAUCUCUGGUUGGGUUCAAUAGCAAUAUAUUUGAUUCCUGAGGCAUGUGCAUGCGUAGUGUGUUUUAGGGCUGGGUAAAAAUAUCGAUUCAUCAAUGCACU
Molecule: messenger RNA, 1310 nt
Organism: Gadus macrocephalus (Pacific cod)
Lineage: Eukaryota; Metazoa; Chordata; Actinopteri; Gadiformes; Gadidae
Product: 3-hydroxyisobutyrate dehydrogenase, mitochondrial-like
Exons: 6
Coding region: 77-964 (295 amino acids)
Biological process (GO): L-valine catabolic process
Cellular component (GO): mitochondrion
Molecular function (GO): 3-hydroxyisobutyrate dehydrogenase activity; NADP binding
Source: RefSeq, a predicted model, not a curated record